UCGCACAAGCUCCGCGCCGCCGGGGCAGCCGCCACGUCCCUCCUCCGCAGCCCUUCCGCCGCGCGGGGCAGGCACGCCGGCCCCCGGGUUAGGCCACCUCGCGGCGGCACCGCCCGGCCCGUGGUGCGGCGGACGGGGCUCGGCGGUGCCAGCGCAGGGCUCCUGCUGGCCGCGCCCCGCCGGCAGCCGUUGCCGGCAGCGGGCGGAGCGGAGGCGGGCGGGUUUGAAAGGGAGGCGCCCGCUGCCAUGUAAGCUUUGGCCGGGAGGCGCGGCGGCCGGCAGGGGCUGCGCUGGGAGCGGCCCGGCCCGGCCCGGCGGUGCUGCCCUCGCUCCGGGCAUGGGAGCGGCGCGGCGCCGGGCGCUCGGCGCGGAGGGGAGCAGCUGCGCGGCGCUGACCGGGCGCGGCCCCCGGGGAGCCGCCGGCCCAUGGCCUUCAUCAUGAUGAAGAAGAAGAAGUUCAAGUUCCGCGUGGAGCUGGAGCUGGACGAGCUCUCCUCCGUGCCCUUCGUCAACGGCAUCCUCUUCUGCAAGGUGCGGCUGCUGGACGGGGGCAGCUUCAGCGGAGAGUCCUCCCGGGAGGUAGUACAGGCAAACUGUGUCCGCUGGAAGAAAAAGUUCUUAUUUAUGUGUAAAAUCAGUGCCAGUGCCGCAACAGGGAUUCUGGAUACUUGCAUUUGCAGGGUGUCUGUACGGAAGGAGUUAAAAGGAGGAAAGGCAUAUGCAAAGCUGGGAUUCGCAGAUCUAAAUCUAGCAGAGUUUGCUGGAUCGGGAAAUACCACUCGUCGCUGUUUACUGGAAGGUUAUGAUACCAAAAAUACAAGACAAGAUAACUCCAUUCUCAAAGUUUUGAUCAACAUGCAGCUAAUGUCUGGAGACCCAUGCUUUAAAAUGCCUCCUUCCACAGCAAUGUCUAUAGCAAUUGCUGGAGAAUCAGAAUCUUUGCAUGAAGAUAGGAAAGGUGGAGAAAACUUCACAGUAGUACACCUGGGCAUAGCAGAUGUCUCAUCAAAGAGUGCCUCAGUGCCAGACGAACUUGGUGCAUGUGGACAUUCCAGAACAUCAAGCUAUGCAAGUCAGCAGUCAAGACUGUCAGGAUAUAGCACAUGUCACUCUAGAUCAUCCAGUCUGUCUGACCUCUGCCACAGGAGAAACGCCUCAGUGGGUAGCACCUCAACAGGAAUUGGAAGUAUUCUAGAGCCAUGUGAAGAGACUGAGCCAAAAGUAGCUGAAGCUAGUAUUGAUACAUCAGUUAAUGAUGCACCGUCAGAAAAACUCUGCAGACGUCCUGUAAAGCAAGACUCUGUGGAGUCACAGCUGAAGAGGGUCGAUGCUACCAGAGUUGAUGCUGAUGAUAUAGUUGAAAAAAUACUCCAGAGUCAAGAUUUCAGUUUCGACUCAAGUGCAGAAGAAGAAGGUUUAAGAUUAUUUGUGGGCCCUGGUGGAAGCACUUCUUUUGGAAGCCAUCAUCUACCCAACAGGAUCUGGAGCAUAUGAGCAGGUGGUGAUAAAACGCUAGACUAGAAUGACAAACAGGAGGAGAACCUAGAGCUCUGGCACUGAAAAUUGUGGUUUUGUUUGCUCUGUUGCAAGAGUUGGGAAAGCCAAGAUGAACUCAAUGUGAUCUUUUUUUAAAAAGUAAUGGAAUGCCUCUUGCUGGUAGAGCUUUAUCUUCUGUGGUAUGAAGGCAAUAUUUAGCUAUGUAUACCUUGUGCAAGCACUUGGACUGUUUUUGAAAGGUCUACCUGAUGUUAGUGGAAUUACUUGCUUUUUAAGUUGUAUGAAACGUUUUUGGAAGCAUGAAGUGAGUCCCAUUUCAGUAUUUUAUACAGGAGAUCAUUUGCAGUGAUGUACUUUGUAACUUAAUUUUCUAAAGACGCUUCUGAAAGUUGAUCUUAAAUGAACCUGAAGAAAUUACUCAAUUUGAACCUAUUUGCCAUUUUAGCCUUAGAGAAGCUAAUUAGUUUGGUCAAGCCAAAAUUUAGGAUCAAGCCAAAAUUUAGGCCCCCACAAAACAGCCCAGCUAUGUUUUAACAAAACCAAAAACCUUCUUGUAAGAGAACUGAGCAUAAUCUCCUUGUAAGGUAGAACAGUAGAGGUGAAUUUCAGUGCAUUUAAAAAAACCCCAAAAACCUAAAUAGUCUAAACCAGCCAUUAAUCAGUUGUGUUAAUGGUAUAUGAAGUCUAGAGACUUAAAUGCACAAAAACAGAUGUCACAUUUGAUGCAAGUGACAAAAGAAGCGUGACUCCACAUCAAAAUACUAAGGCACAGCACUGUACUAUCAAGAAAGCUGGCUUGAUUUUUUAAAAUCUGGGUUUCAGAAGCUGCUUCCAUGGAAGCUCACUUCAGUAAUGCAUGAAGCUUGAGGUUCAAUAGGAUGGUACUGUUUACAAAUCUAGUCAGUAGUUUACUACCACUUAUUAAUUUUUAUUAUAGCUUAACCCUUCACAGUCAGUCACUGCUUUGCUUGCGUUUUGAAUGUGCCUUGCAGGACGGAGGACGUAUAGGGAGGUUAAACUAUUUACUAAGCAACUUAAGCUUUAAAACUAGGUAAACAUCUAUACUAUUAUCAAUAUAACUUAUUAAGAGAAGCACUUUAUUGUAGACUUACUCUGCACUCAAAACGUCUUACUGUGCAACAGAUCUGUUGAACACUUCUUCCUUCACUAUCUGUCCACUGUUAUAUUAAGGUAAACGUACUCUAUUUAAAUUUGCACAAAUAGUGAUUUGCCUGAAAGGCAAGAAAGAAGAAAGAUACCUCUUAAAAUUUUCAUUGAGAAUUAAAAAUGGAUUCUUUCUUAAGGGAUGUGUUAGGUGACACCAUUCUAAUUCAGGCUUGGCUCUGCUGCAUUUAAUUGUAAACUGCACGUGAUCUUAAUUUUAUGAUUAUUUGUAUCAUUUAUCAGUAAGGCUUGGAUUAAAUAAAAAUAAAAAUAGUGUGGCCAAUUUUGAAAGCUCUGAAUGCUUUAAAAUCUGCUCACAGUGAUGUUUGAUGCUCUUUUAUGUAAGUAUAAAUAGGCCAUAUUAAAUAGGUUAAAUUAAGAAAAGCAGUCUUUGUUUUCCAUAAAUCUGUACUAGAAUUAUUAAACUAAUUUUUAUUUGUGUUUUUUAAGGAAAUUUCAGAUUUUAAAGCUUGAGUACUGUUACUGAAUAUGAUGGAUAUGAGCUAUUUCUCAGUUAUGGUACUUCAAUCUUGUAUUUCCUACUGUUAAUUAUAAUCUUUUUGAAAUGUUUUAAUGGGUAAAAGGAUUAGCACAAAGAUACAUCUGAGCUGCUGUUAAUAGAAGUGUGGUAUUAUGCAUUUCCAUCUUCCCCAGGAAUUUUAAACAGUAACUAUGUAACUGCUAGUGUGCGAUUAUCUCUCAGAACAUGAUAGUUUCCUUUCCUGUUAUGUAACUAAUCUGUACCAAAAAAAUCCUACUGCAAGCCAAAAGAUAUAUGACAUUUAAAUAAGUUUGUUGCUUUCAGUACUCUUUUAACACUGCUACACUUGUUGUCAAAUCUACUAAAACCAGUAGUAGUUAGAUGGUAGUUUACUUAAGCUUACUAGGAAAAAUAGGCAUCGUUUGAGGAAAACAGGCAUCUAAAAAACAUUGUACAAGUGCUCAUGUAAUUCUUAAGGGAAUUUCCAAAGCCCAGAUUUGUAUUCUGUGUUAAAAGCCCCAGUUAACUGCCAUAGAUCAUCUAGGUACUUUGCUUACCAGAAACCAAUUAUUUUCUUGCCUGAGCAGAUCUUUUAAGUAGGAGAGAAGUUUACACAGAAAACGAGCUCUUAAUAAAACUGUAUACUAGUAACUUAUUAUUCUGACUUUGAGUUACAACUCUCUAUGAAAUGAUUCUCUAAUUGUGCAUAUUUUAAAUGGAAUAUAACUUUCAUAUUUAGAUGUAGAAUUUUGUUUUUGUAAACUGUGUUAUAAGAAUACUGGAGACUCUCAUAAAGUAAACUGUUCAGGAUGUGUUGGUGGUUUUCGGUAUGGUUUUUUUUACUGUAUUUAAAUGCAAAUCUCCCAGACACAUAAUAAACCAACGUCUUCAGCUUAGAAUCUGUUUCUAAACAA
This is a messenger RNA of Falco peregrinus (peregrine falcon), 4056 nucleotides long. It is a transcript of the gene EEIG2, whose product is annotated as EEIG family member 2. The coding region runs from base 427 to 1494 and encodes 355 amino acids. NCBI's taxonomy places the organism in Eukaryota, Metazoa, Chordata, Aves, Falconiformes, Falconidae. The record is from RefSeq and is a predicted model, not a curated record. The transcript has 11 exons.